Messenger RNA from Colletotrichum siamense, 426 nucleotides. It is a transcript of the gene ansA, whose product is annotated as L-asparaginase. The transcript has a single exon. The coding region runs from base 1 to 426 and encodes 141 amino acids. NCBI's taxonomy places the organism in Eukaryota, Fungi, Ascomycota, Sordariomycetes, Glomerellales, Glomerellaceae. The record is from RefSeq and is a predicted model, not a curated record.
AUGGUCAACAUCACGUCGCAGCUUCUGAGUUCUCCCAGCAACAAGUUCUCGCUUGAUCUGCUGCGUGAUGGAUUGCCUCGUGUGGAUAUUGUGUACAGUCAUGCCGGUUCCGACGGAGCCAUGGUGAGAGCCUGCGUUGCUGCUGGUGCUAGAGGAAUCGUGUCGGCCGGUUUCGGGCCAGGCUUGGGUACACCAGCCGAGAUUGCUGCCUUUGGUGAAGCCAUUAAAGAUUCCAAUGGGCAAAUCACUGUGGUGCAGUCGUCGAGGCUUGGAGCGGGGGUGGUUGUGGACAGCAAGCAGCACCAAAAACUGGGCAUUAUCGCUGGGAACGAUCUUAACCCUCAGAAGGCUCGCAUUCUCUUGGCUCUGUGUCUUGCAAAUAGUUGGACUCAUGAGCAAAUCAGGAAAGUAUUCGAACUUGCAUAA